UCGAGACACCGGCGCGAGCGCACGUCUGUCGCGCAUUUACAAUGUAACAACAAAUUGACGAUACCCAUCGACUUAUUGUAAUUUUGUGAAGUGAACUGUGAUACUUGAAACGUUACAUUCCAAAAGUGAUAAUGCGUCGUGUGAAAAUGAACAUUGACCCUGAUCUAGGGGAUUUAGAGGAAAUGCUAGCUCAUGUGCAGACGCAGUUGGAAAACGAGAUAGAUUUGGAAAUGGAAAGCAAGAUGACCUCUCUAAUAAACGUCCAAGAAUCCCCGAAGAUGGUUAAAAGAACUAGCUCCUUCAGUAGAGGCGAAAGUUUCGAAUAUAGACGACCAGCUCCUAGACCGCCUUUAGCACGAGUUAAUAGCGAAAUCAACUCAGGCAGUCAAUCUUUAAACGGAGAAUACGGAGCUUUAGAAAAAUACCAUAAUCAAAACGGUCGAGGAUCGCAAACCAGCCUGAAAUCCGAUGAGAUGGGUUCACAGAUCUCGUUUCAGUCGUUCCGUUCGGAGCCUGUUCGGCAUUCUGUGCUAAGUCUGCCGGAUAAGCGAGGGUCGUCUGCGUCGCUUAACGGGAGAGGGAAGACGGCUACCUUACCGAGAGGAUAUGGUUCCAGUAAGGAGAAGAAUUGGGAGGAGUAUUGGGCGCACGAACAGUCGAUAAGCAGUGCGCGCGCCUCCGUCAUGGUGUACGACGAUGGCCUGAAGCGCUGGGUGCCAUCCGGCAGCAGCUCUGGGCUGUCCAAGGUCCACAUCUACCAUCACACCCAGCAGAACACCUUAAGGGUUGUUGGGAGAAAGUUGAACGACCAUGAGGUGGUAAUAAACUGCGGCAUCGUCCGCGGGCUCAAGUACAACCAGGCGACAGCGACGUUCCACCAAUGGCGGGACGCGAGACACGUCUACGGUCUCAACUUUUCGUGUCGCGAGGACGCGGACAGUUUCGCGAGAGCCAUGAUGCAUACACUUGAGAUCCUGGCAAACAAACCGACCGGCAACUCAGCGCCGCCACCGCCACAACCGCCUAAUCCCCCCGUACCUUUUAAUGGACACAACAACACACAACACUACGACGAAGAUAUGGGCUACAGAACAAUGACGCGAGAGGAUGCCGCCAUAUUACAACAGCCAGCGUACCACGCCCCACAACACCAGCAUCCUCAAUACCACCCGCCAGCCAGUACCACGCGCCUCACCACGCGCACCAGCAACCGAUCCCCGGCGCCGGCCCCCGCGCCGCCCCCGCACGCCGCGCCGGCGCACGCCACGCCGGCGCACGCGCACGCGCACACGCACACGCUGCCGCACCAGCCCUCGCAGCCUGCGCACACACACCAUCGCACCUCCAGCGCACCGAUGCCGCCUAACAUGAGCCUAACGGCAGCCAACAACGGGCCGCCCGCGCCACCGCCCGUACCGCCCCAUCAAAAUCUACCCGCGCCUAAUGGCCCUGUAGCACCGCCAACGCCACCGGCUGCGCCUCAACCUCCUCCAGCGCCCGCAGCCCCGCCGGCGCCUCCUGCCCCCGGCGGGGGCCCGCCCCCUCCCCCGCCGCCGCCGGGGGGGUCGACGGCGUCCUCCUCGGUGGCGUCCCCGCCGCCGCCGCCGCCGCCGCCGCAGCCCGCGCAGCCCGACCUGUCCGGCCUGGCCGCGCAGCUGCAGCAGGCGCGCCUCAAGCGCCAGGCCAAGCAAGCGGGCACUCUAGCGGCGAACGCGGACGCGUCACCUCCCGGCGGCGCCGAGCACUCCGGCUCCUCCUCGAGCUCCGGCGGCAGCGCGCGCGGCAACAACAACAUGCACUGCAUGAUGCACGAGAUGCAACGCACACUAGCACGCCGCCGGGCGCACCUUGACCGCGCAGAGGUAACACACAUAUACUUGUAUACAAUAACUACAGCAAGCGGGCCCACUCACGAGCACUCCCCCUCCUCCUCGAGCUCCGGCGGCAGCGCGCGCGGCAACAACAACAUGCACUGCAUGAUGCACGAGAUGCAACGCACACUAGCACGCCGCCGGGCGCACCUUGACCGCGCAGAGGUAACACACAUAUACUUGUAUACAAUAACUACAGCAAGCGGGCCCACUCACGAGCACUCCCCCUCCUCCUCGAGCUCCGGCGGCAGCGCGCGCGGCAACAACAACAUGCACUGCAUGAUGCACGAGAUGCAACGCACACUAGCACGCCGCCGGGCGCACCUUGACCGCGCAGAGGUAACACACAUAUACUUGUAUACAAUAACUACAGCAAGCGGGCCCACUCACGAGCACUCCCCUCCUCCUCGAGCUCCGGCGGCAGCGCGCGCGGCAACAACAACAUCAAGCGGGCCCACUCACGAGCACUCCCCCUCCUCCUCGAGCUCCGGCGGCAGCGCGCGCGGCAACAACAACAUGCACUGCAUGAUGCACGAGAUGCAACGCACACUAGCACGCCGCCGGGCGCACCUUGACCGCGCAGAGAACGUACGGGGUCUUCGCACGAAAACACACGACUUCUACUCAAAUGUGGCUAUAUCCGAUUACGAUUUUAUUUGUAUCACCGAGAGCUGGUUAAAUGCUAACUUUUACGACAGGGAAAUAUUUGACAAUAGAUAUGUUGUAUACCGCUGCGACCGAUCAGCUGACUCGAGCGGCGCGGAGCGGGGCGGGGGAGUUGCAGUCGCCGUGCGCCGCGAGUACCUGCCGGCGCAGCGGAGUUGGCCGUGCCCCUCUCCCGCGUCCUCCGAGUGCAUAUGGUCUCUCAAGGAGGGUUCCGUACCAAUGAUGUGGAAACGGGCGUUGGUGACACCCAUACCAAAAGGAGACGUAAGCGCAGAAAUAGAAAAAUACCGGCCGAUAUCGAAGCUGUCAAGCGGGCCCACUCACGAGCACUCCCCCUCCUCCUCGAGCUCCGGCGGCAGCGCGCGCGGCAACAACAACAUGCACUGCAUGAUGCACGAGAUGCAACGCACACUAGCACGCCGCCGGGCGCACCUUGACCGCGCAGAGGUAACACACAUAUACUUGUAUACAAUAACUACAGCAAGCGGGCCCACUCACGAGCACUCCCCCUCCUCCUCGAGCUCCGGCGGCAGCGCGCGCGGCAACAACAACAUGCACUGCAUGAUGCACGAGAUGCAACGCACACUAGCACGCCGCCGGGCGCACCUUGACCGCGCAGAGGUAACACACAUAUACUUGUAUACAAUAACUACAGCAAGCGGGCCCACUCACGAGCACUCCCCCUCCUCCUCGAGCUCCGGCGGCAGCGCGCGCGGCAACAACAACAUGCACUGCAUGAUGCACGAGAUGCAACCAAGCGGGCCCACUCACGAGCACUCCCCCUCCUCCUCGAGCUCCGGCGGCAGCGCGCGCGGCAACAACAACAUGCACUGCAUGAUGCACGAGAUGCAACGCACACUAGCACGCCGCCGGGCGCACCUUGACCGCGCAGAGGUAACACACAUAUACUUGUAUACAAUAACUACAGCAAGCGGGCCCACUCACGAGCACUCCCCCUCCUCCUCGAGCUCCGGCGGCAGCGCGCGCGGCAACAACAACAUGCACUGCAUGAUGCACGAGAUGCAACCAAGCGGGCCCACUCACGAGCACUCCCCCUCCUCCUCGAGCUCCGGCGGCAGCGCGCGCGGCAACAACAACAUGCACUGCAUGAUGCACGAGAUGCAACGCACACUAGCACGCCGCCGGGCGCACCUUGACCGCGCAGAGGUAACACACAUAUACUUGUAUACAAUAACUACAGCAAGCGGGCCCACUCACGAGCACUCCCCCUCCUCCUCGAGCUCCGGCGGCAGCGCGCGCGGCAACAACAACAUGCACUGCAUGAUGCACGAGAUGCAACCAAGCGGGCCCACUCACGAGCACUCCCCCUCCUCGAGCUCCGGCGGCAGCGCGCGCGGCAACAACAACAUGCACUGCAUGAUGCACGAGAUGCAACGCACACUAGCACGCCGCCGGGCGCACCUUGACCGCGCAGAGGUAACACACAUAUACUUGUAUACAAUAACUACAGCAAGCGGGCCCACUCACGAGCACUCCCCCUCCUCGAGCUCCGGCGGCAGCGCGCGCGGCAACAACAACAUGCACUGCAUGAUGCACGAGAUGCAACGCACACUAGCACGCCGCCGGGCGCACCUUGACCGCGCAGAGGUAACACACAUAUACUUGUAUACAAUAACUACAGCAAGCGGGCCCACUCACGAGCACUCCCCCUCCUCCUCGAGCUCCGGCGGCAGCGCGCGCGGCAACAACAACAUGCACUGCAUGAUGCACGAGAUGCAACGCACACUAGCACGCCGCCGGGCGCACCUUGACCGCGCAGAGGUAACACACAUAUACUUGUAUACAAUAACUACAGCAAGCGGGCCCACUCACGAGCACUCCCCUCCUCCUCGAGCUCCGGCGGCCGCGCGCGGCAACAACAACAUGCACUGCAUGAUGCACGAGAUGCAACGCACACUAGCACGCCGCCGGGCGCACCUUGACCGCGCAGAGGUAACACACAUAUACUUGUAUACAAUAACUACAGCAAGCGGGCCCACUCACGAGCACUCCCCCUCCUCCUCGAGCUCCGGCGGCAGCGCGCGCGGCAACAACAACAUGCACUGCAUGAUGCACGAGAUGCAACGCACACUAGCACGCCGCCGGGCGCACCUUGACCGCGCAGAGGUAACACACAUAUACUUGUAUACAAUAACUACAGCAAGCGGGCCCACUCACGAGCACUCCCCCUCCUCCUCGAGCUCCGGCGGCAGCGCGCGCGGCAACAACAACAUGCACUGCAUGAUGCACGAGAUGCAACCAAGCGGGCCCACUCACGAGCACUCCCCCUCCUCCUCGAGCUCCGGCGGCAGCGCGCGCGGCAACAACAACAUGCACUGCAUGAUCAAGCGGGCCCACUCACGAGCACUCCCCUCCUCCUCGAGCUCCGGCGGCAGCGCGCGCGGCAACAACAACAUGCACUGCAUGAUGCACGAGAUGCAACGCACACUAGCACGCCGCCGGGCGCACCUUGACCGCGCAGAGGUAACACACAUAUACUUGUAUACAAUAACUACAGCAAGCGGGCCCACUCACGAGCACUCCCCCUCCUCCUCGAGCUCCGGCGGCAGCGCGCGCGGCAACAACAACAUGCACUGCAUGAUGCACGAGAUGCAACGCACACUAGCACGCCGCCGGGCGCACCUUGACCGCGCAGAGGUAACACACAUAUACUUGUAUACAAUAACUACAGCAAGCGGGCCCACUCACGAGCACUCCCCCUCCUCCUCGAGCUCCGGCGGCAGCGCGCGCGGCAACAACAACAUGCACUGCAUGAUGCACGAGAUGCAACGCACACUAGCACGCCGCCGGGCGCACCUUGACCGCGCAGAGGUAACACACAUAUACUUGUAUACAAUAACUACAGCAAGCGGGCCCACUCACGAGCACUCCCCCUCCUCCUCGAGCUCCGGCGGCAGCGCGCGCGGCAACAACAACAUGCACUGCAUGAUGCACGAGAUGCAACGCACACUAGCACGCCGCCGGGCGCACCUUGACCGCGCAGAGGUAACACACAUAUACUUGUAUACAAUAACUACAGCAAGCGGGCCCACUCACGAGCACUCCCCCUCCUCCUCGAGCUCCGGCGGCAGCGCGCGCGGCAACAACAACAUGCACUGCAUGAUGCACGAGAUGCAACGCACACUAGCACGCCGCCGGGCGCACCUUGACCGCGCAGAGGAAUCGUCAGGGGACAACAGCGGCAACUCAACGCCCCUGAAAACGUGGGAGCGCGCCGCCACGCUACCGCACCGCCUUCCCAACACAUGCAAUGGCACUACGCCCAACUCCGAGUCGCCAGCGACGCAAGCGCCUCAGUCCCCACGCUCGGUUCGCAAGCGCUUCGGAUCCGCUAGCGAGGAGACUAUACUUAAGCAAGUAAACGGCGGCGGUGAAGCCGGAGGCUACGUGUCGGCGGGCGAGUGGGAAGCCUUCAAGCAGGACAUGCUGCGCGAGAUGCGAGCGCAGCUCACGCAGAUCAAGCGAGAGAUACUUGACGAUGGCAGCCCUAAGUGGGAAGCCUUCAAGCAGGACAUGCUGCGCGAGAUGCGAGCGCAGCUCACGCAGAUCAAGCGAGAGAUACUCGACGCGACACGGCGGUGUAGCCGGAGCUACGUGUCGGCGGGCGAGUGGGAAGCCUUCAAGCAGGACAUGCUGCGCGAGAUGCGAGCGCAGCUCACGCAGAUCAAGCGAGAGAUACUCGACGCGACACGGCGGUGUAGCCGGAGCUACGUGUUGGCGGGCGAGUGGGAAGCCUUCAAGCAGGACAUGCUGCGCGAGAUGCGAGCGCAGCUCACGCAGAUCAAGCGAGAGAUACUCGACGGUGAGUACUGUCCUCUGUGA
This is a messenger RNA of Leguminivora glycinivorella, 6380 nucleotides long. RefSeq lists its product as uncharacterized. Lineage: Eukaryota; Metazoa; Arthropoda; Insecta; Lepidoptera; Tortricidae. Gene Ontology annotation, molecular function: DNA binding; SH3 domain binding. The record is from RefSeq and is a predicted model, not a curated record.